This is a messenger RNA of Penicillium salamii, 2838 nucleotides long. The record is from the annotation of a GenBank genome assembly. NCBI's taxonomy places the organism in Eukaryota, Fungi, Ascomycota, Eurotiomycetes, Eurotiales, Aspergillaceae.
AUGGCUGCCUGGCUUGACCUCGUCAAAGAGAAUGAAGCUUGGGAUUUAGUUGAUACCAACCGCCUAGAACAACUAGUGCAGGGAUUACCCAAUCCAAAAUAUCAAUAUCCAUCCCUGCUCUACUUUUACGGAAAUUCAAACCGCAAGAAAGCCUUGCGGGCUCUGUUCCCCUACAACAACAUUACACGGAAAGGCCCCGCAGGCUUGAUCCGUCUCCAUCUCAGCACCAAGACCGCCCAUACACAGAAUCCGAUAUUGUUUGCUGAAAGCGGUAUAUGCCUCGAACAAAGCUUGGGUGAUUCCAAGUGGCUCAAGAAUUCAACGACAAAGCAUCAAACCUUCUCAGUAGCGGGUGCAGACGGAACGUUGACCCCUGCAAGGCUACAGCAAGAGGUCAAGAGGCAACUCGUUUUGCCAUGGACCCAGAUCCUGUGUUUAUUCCUCGAUUCCGUCCCGGACAUCCAAGCCGCAACAAACUUUCUACAGCGACCACGUCGACAACUUACCAUUGGUAACCAAGUUGUUCCCGCUCCCACGCAGAUAGUCAUUGUCUUGACCAACGGUCAACAUGCAACAAAGGCCUUCGCACAGGAAUGCGCACGGCUCCAAAAGCUCGAUACUGGGACAGUCACGAUUCUGGACCUGCGUCCACGUCACGGGCUUUCAGAUAGUGUCGUUUUCCAGCCACUGCAAACAUUGAUCGUUAAGCAGCUCAGUAUAGUCCAGGCCGAGCAAAUUUCCAAUUGUCGACGCUUCUCGGCGUCUCAUCUGAGCGCUUUCUGGAGCACGGGGGUACAAACCCACGAAUGGCUCCUGCAUGCACCACCAUUUGAUCUUUUGGAAAGAGCCCGAAGGGACUAUGUGAGGAACAAAAUGAUGGACGAUUGCCUUCGAGAGGUUAUGCAAACAUGCAUUGGCUACUCAAAGGAGGACUUUGAUGACCUUGUAGCCUCGGCCUUCUUGAUGGACGCCUAUCCCCCUCAAAUGCAUGGAUUCUCGCCUACCGUGGUGUUCGCUGAACUUUAUGAGAAGCGAUGCCUAAGUAUUUGGGACAAUGAGUUCGAAUACCAUAUUGCUAGCGUUUCAUCCCGCUUCGUGCAUGACUUUGCGCAAUUGAGCGCAGUAAAGACAUCGGCAGCCAUUCGAAAAGAGACGUUGUGUCGCUUGUAUCGCCAGUGGGGUGGUCUUCGCUCCACCACUACUUGUUUGGUCUGUCUGAGUCGACCCCCGGAGCAUAUGCUGCCGUGUAAACAUGCAAUAUGUGACACUUGUGUCGUGAUCUUCGGAAAGCCAAGUCGUCUUGGGGAUUACCAUUUCGAGAUUGCUCAAUGUCCCAUCUGCGAGGAGAGGUCCGACGUCACUGUUCGCCAACUGCCUCCAACGAAGCCCCCUGUGAUUCUCAGUUUAGAUGGUGGUGGAGUGCGCGGCCUGAUCCAACUGGGCCUUCUACGGGCUUUAGAAAGUCGCAUUGGCAUUCCGAUCGCAUCUUUGCCGGACCUGUGCAUUGGAACCAGUGUAGGCGCAUUGACGGCAAUUGACGUUUUUCUCAAUCAAUCUUCGGUCACACAAUGCUUCGGUGCGUUCCCGCACCUGGCGCGAAACAUUUUUUGUCAUUCAUCCGAAACCCCAAUUCCUCGCUGUAUCCGGUGGUUUGCCUCGGCGUUCAACUUGACCACAGAUGGCCUUUACGAUUCCGAAGGUCUGUCGAAGAUUUUGAAAGCAGCCGUUGACCCAUCUCGUCGCAUGUUCGAUGUCGCCACCGCCAAUCCUGCGGGUUGCCGGAUCGCCAUUGUAGCAAGCCGCACAUCUGAUGGUAAAGCCUGCGUGCUAGCCAAUUACCGAGGAACAAGUCCACGUUCCACCAAUACCGCCUACGAGUUUCUAACUCCACACAACGACCGACAAAACCCUUCCUUACUUGACGCCUACUUCCAACCAAAAGAGUUGCCAGGCCUUUGUCUGCAAGACGGUGGGGUCCGUGCGAACAACCCACUCGCCAUUGCUUUGCGAGAGUCGAGCAUCAUCUGGCCCAUGGCGAAACGACACGACCUUCUCCUCUCUGUCGGAACAGGCUUCUCCACAUCUCCCCCCAGUCGUCCAACGGGCAUACUGGGCCGAAUCUGGGAGGGGCCUCUUCCCCGACUGUUCCGGGCCAUGAUGUCCUCUCCAUCUAUGGACGGAAAGCAAGGGUUUUUGGAAGCUCUGAAUUACCUACCCCAUCUGUCGACGCCUGAUAUUUUCCGACUAGACCAGGCAAUCGAUGGGACGCUCCCUGAAUUAGACGAUGUGUGCUCGCUGGAAGCGAUGUCGAAUAUGGAUUUUGCAGUUCCAGCUGAGCUUGUGAGGACCAUUCUCGCGUCGGCAAUGUUUUUCUUUGAGUUGGAUGAAACUCCCAUCCAGGGUAAGGCUUCAUUUCAUUGUCGGGGGUCUGUUCUUUGUUCAAGACCAAAUCCUGCCGAGAUCUUGCAGCGGGUGCUUGUCGAGUUCCCCGGCGCAAGGUUUAAGUCUGGUCAGGACCUUGAUUUAGGAAGCGUAGAUCUAGUCGGCAGUUGCCGGUUUUGUGGAUACUUCAGGAAGCGCGUUGAUUUUCGGGUCACCAGCCUUGACGAAAUGGUCACAAUUGAAAUUGCCAAUGAUACCUUUCGCGAAAGGAUUGGUAGUUUCCCCAAAUCGGCGCAGGAAUUCCUCGAUGAGCAAAAGGCUUACGCCCAGUUCGGUCGCGCAGAUCAUCAAAAUCAAGAAUGGCCGCCGCAGAGAUCUUGUUACUGCUAUCGUGGGUCAAAGCGGGUAGUUCACUUCCUGGAACCUGCUCUGGGGCAGAAAAGGCGGCGGUUAUGA